UUUUUUAUUAAAUUAAAAUACUGAUAAAGGUUAUAUCAGUAUUUGGAGAGUAAAAGUAAGGUUUUUUUGAAGUACAAGAUCAAAUCAUAUACUUCUUUUGACAGCCUCAUUUCAACUAAUUGCAACUGAGGGAAUGGAAUUCAGGCAAACCUCUUGUGUUUGUUUCAACUUGUAUUAUUGUUGAACACUUGACAGCCUAUCGCUAGAUUGAGUUUUACCUUGUUGUAAUCGUGGAAAGCUUUGUUUGAUGCAUAGUACUUCUUCUCAACUAUACUCGUACCUGUAAAUCAUUUUCAGAGGUGAACUUAGAGAAGAAAAAUGGAAGCAUUUACUCUAAAGAGGACCUUACUCUUGACAGAUUAAUUAUUUAGUUAAUCCGUAGCAUCUGUUGUAGAGGACGGCCGUAUAGAAGAUCAAUCCUUGAUACUACCGCGUUUGAUCCUGCGGUUGUACGGUCUUUCCCCACUAAUCAAUGCACGACAAUUUAUAUCAUCCGAUUAUACCAGCUUGUUUCUCUAUGCCUGGUACUGACAAAAAUUUUAGGCCCUUUUCGAGAGACGAAUGAAAUAGAGCCGUUAAAGUUUAGUUGACUUGGUAGCAUGGCCUUUAGGCAUUUUAGUAACAUAAAGAAUUUCUUUAGAUAGUUCUGUUUCGUUUGCUGAGAAAAUAAGACCAUGAGUACGACAUGGAGACCAUAAUGAAUUCCUUGAAAUUGCAAUUGGGUUUCGUAGUUAAUAAGGACUGUGACUAGAAUGCUAAAGACAAACCUAGCAUCGAUUAUUCCAGUGUUUGCUAAUGUAAUAGUGACCUUUACAAUUUUAAAUGUGAUGACAAGGUUUAAGCAUAUCCUGCCAACAUUGGAACCCGUCUAUAAAUGUUGAUAAACCAACUUGAAUGCAUCAACUCUUAAAAUCUUAAACCUGAGGUCUGUUUGCUUGAACUGAGAUCGAUGGUGAUGGCUAACCUUGUUAAAGAUGUCAUCAUCCAAAUACUCUUACGACUAUCUGUAAAGUCUCUCUGCCGAUUAAAGUGUGUAUGCAAAUCCUGGCGUUUGCUUAUUUCUGAUCCGCAUUUUAUCAGAAUGCACCUUAAUCUAGCAACCAGAAAUAAUUGUGUAAACUGCCAAAGAUGGAGACUGUGUCUCACAUCUUUCUCUCUUCCUUCUGUUUACUCUGUAGGCUAUGAAGCAUAUGAUAGAGCAGUAGCAGUAACGAUUGAUUAUCCACUGAAACGUGAUUUCUACGAUGAGGUCAAGUUCAUUGGUUCUUGCAAUGGCUUAUUAUGUGUUGCUUCUGAACCAGGAAUCUUACUGUUGAUAAACCCUUCUACCAGAGAAGCUGAGGAAAUACCAAGAUUAGGCAAUCGUCGCCCCUUCACUCAAUCAUCGCUGCCUUACAUGUAUGGAUUUGGCUAUGCUCAGUCCAUUAAUGAUUACAAGCUGGUGAAAAUCUCUUGCAAAGGUUCUGUCUUUGUCUACUCAUUGAAAGCCAACAGCUGGAGAGAAGUUGGAAUGUUCCCUUACCGCAUCCUUGCACUUGAUCCUGGGAUUCAGCUAAAUGGAGCUAUACAUUGGGUGGUAAGUCACAGUACGGAUUCACAAAUAAUCGGUGCCUUUGAUUUAGUGGAGGAGAAGUUCUGGGAUGUGUCACCACCUGCUUCCGUUAAAAAUUUUUAUGGGAUAGGGGUUUUUGGAGAAUGUCUCUGCAUACUUCCUGAUACUGAUAUAACCUCCCAUAAUGACUUCUGGAUAAUGAAGAGCUAUGGCAUUAAGGAGUCAUGGACUAAAGUUGUGAUCACCAUACCAUAUUUUAGAAUGAAGCCAUUAGGCGUUUUUGAGAAUCAUAGAGCCCUAUUAGAGAUUGAUGGAAAAUUAGUCGUCUACAAUUUCAUAGAUGGAACUUGCACGGAUCUUGUUAUUCAUGGUAUCCCAGUUGGAAUCGAGUUUGAAGUAGAGACAUACAUAGAGAGUCUUUUUUCACCUUACCUGAGAUUGGCACUUAGAGCAGAUAUCCGACAGAGUUGAAUUCACAAGAAUGGUUGAAGGUAAAUGCAUAAAGUCUCCAUCUCUGUUUUCCAUUUUCUGUCACGUGCUUUGGUUUCUUUGAAUCAAGAUUUUCGUUUCUUGUUGAAUUACUUUCCUAGAAGACAGGCACAAUGACAACAGAUUUAUGUAAAACUUAAAAGUUCAUCCAAAUCCAGUUUUGUUUUCAA
Hevea brasiliensis (rubber tree) is the source of this 2211-nucleotide messenger RNA. RefSeq names its product F-box/kelch-repeat protein At3g06240-like. Lineage: Eukaryota; Viridiplantae; Streptophyta; Magnoliopsida; Malpighiales; Euphorbiaceae. The record is from RefSeq and is a predicted model, not a curated record. The transcript has a single exon. Bases 950 to 2023 code for a protein of 357 amino acids. Gene Ontology annotation, molecular function: protein binding.